Molecule: messenger RNA, 6408 nt
Organism: Durotheca rogersii
Lineage: Eukaryota; Fungi; Ascomycota; Sordariomycetes; Xylariales; Xylariaceae
Exons: 1
Coding region: 255-5885 (1876 amino acids)
Source: RefSeq, a predicted model, not a curated record
GGCUACACAACCUACCGGCCGGGUUCUGCUUAACUGGUUCAUUUUCCGACGACCAGCUUACAGGGCUUUCCGAACACCUCUUCAGUCAUCGAGUUUAUUAUUGCUCUGAAAUAUACCCUUGUACCAAACCCAGAUCGUCACUGUACCCCGGCGGCCUUAUCCUCUUGCAAAACUAGUUGAGAGGCUCCUCACUAACUAUCCGAGGGGGAAAUACCGACGGAAGUGGCGUAUGCCACCUAGCCGAAACGACCACAAUGGAUCGCGCCGAGGAGGUUAUCGAUUCGCAUGACAGCGUACAAGAACGUGUCGGCGCCUACGAAACAAGGCUGGAGGGACGGAAAGAGUCAUUUGAAGCUUUCUUAUCUUCACAGCGGAAGUUCGCGCGCCUCACCGCGAUCCCUGCCAGUAGUUUCAAGGCGUUUCUAGACCACCACUACACUGUCACAGCCAGCGACUUGGUCGAUGUAGACUCGAUCUUCGGAGAAGUGCAGAAUACGUAUACAAAGAUUCGGGGCGCAGAGGGAGCACAGAGCAUCAAGAUAACCGCCCUAUACGAAAGACUCCAGUCGCUCCGUCAAUCCUUUCACACCCUUCUCGAGAGAAUGAAUGAUCUCUUACAGGGAUGCCGGAGAAUUAUUGACUGGGGACAAGGUGCCCAACGGGCUGAGAGUUCCAUAUGGCUCCGCCAAAAACUAGAAAAUAUCGAUGUCUCCACUAACGCCCGUGGUGACCUAGAAAUCCCGCCUCGGUUCGAGUCAUUGUAUGACUUCCUAACCGAGGAAGCCCUAGGCUUACCAGACCCCCCCCAGGCCGAGGCAACGAGACCUCUCCCGUCGAGCAGAAGGCGAAGGUUGACGGGAGAAUCGAGCACGGCUUAUCCCUCGAUCCCAGAGACCUCUGCGGGCUACACUUCGGCUCGGGACCCCCUCGAAGUCAGGGCACAUAGCGAUGGCCCCGUCGAGGAUCCGAAUGAAGACGCUCCGACUCCCGAGUUGCCAGAGGACUCAGAUGGCUCAGAUGCCGAUGCCGAUCCUCUUGCUGCUGCUGCUAUCGCGGUCAGGGGCACUCAAAAGCGGGGUGCAAAGGGAGCCAGGACCACUCUGGGGCGGAAAGGACGUGACGGAAACCCGUGGUACGGCGAGCAUAAUGAACGGCUUCUUAUCAACCAAGGGUUUCUGGAUACGGUAUCCGCAGCGGAGGAUUACUACAAGGAUAACCCGCCAUUUAACGGGACACCAGAAGAGACGGAUGCAGCGCGCGCGUUCCUUAGUACCGCCCUCUACGUCAUCGGGCUUGAGGACCGUAUAGAAGAUGCCAUCGAGACAGAUAGUGAUUUCUAUGACGCUAAGUUGGACAUAAAAACUGGAUUCUUUGCUCCCCGCUUCUUGAAUCCUGAGAUUCGAAGUCAUCACCUGGCCUUUCGGGGCAGUGGUGAAAACGAAGGAUUCAACGAAUUCAAAGCACGACUAGGGGGUGGCUUGAGCCCUCAGGAAGCAGCCGGGAUCAACCCGGGCGAGGCGGCUUCACAUACAGGGCAUCUUAGGGGCGGUUCCGGUUCACUCGACGCCUCGUCAAGUCCGGCCCCAAGUGUCAGCGCCUUCAAGCAGAGCAUCGGAAUCGCAUGGACAAGACCCCGCGCGGAAUGGGAUCAGCUUCGCCGGGAUUCCGAGGUACAGACCAAAGAAUUACCCCAGAAUGUCGACGAACUUCAAAAUAAGAGACCCAUCAUGUAUCCCGGCACAGAUAUGGGAAACGGGUUACGCGGAAAACACUCAAGUGACUUUGUCGACGCGAUCAGUAGAAAUACGGACACAUACAAUGCCGUCAGAAGGGCUACGCAACCUGGUAACCUCACGAGGCUCUUGACGCGUGUCGAGCAAUCAUCCGACGCGGUGAGACUUCGAGUGCAACAAUUCCAGUCUUUCAUCGACGAGGGGGCGGUGUCACGGAAGCGAUAUAGAUUUACGAACAGGAACCAGGGGAACCAGGAGUUCGGAGAGGCGCUCAGGGACGUCUUCGAACUCAGAGUGCUCCAAGUCAUACGCGUUUACAUCCAGAGUAGGCUGCUCGAAAUGGGUGAAAUCUCGUUUAUCGACGCUCUGCAAGCCGAGGCGGUCUAUUUACGAACGCUGAUCCACCACGAAUCGCUGUGGCGCGAAUACGACAUUUUCCGUCAGGCUUACUGGAUAAGCAGCGUCGAACAAAAGAGAAUCGCCAACACCCGGGUAGUAAUACGUCAGGGGCUAGAGAGAUUCUGGGCAUGCCGAAUACGGGAUAUUCGAACGGCGAUCGAAAGGAUUACCGCAGACCCGGAGGCCUUCAGCGGGAAGACACUUCCGGGUCCAGAGUCUAUUCUCCUGGCUGACGAGCCGGUCGAGAUUCCCCGAAUUGACGAUAAGGUUGACGAUAAGGAGGACGUUGGUUUACACGAUGACAAGGUUGAAAUUCCCCCAACUGAGCACCUGGCAGAUGCUCCUCCGCCAUAUAAGCCCGCUAACACCAAGACUGCCGACAAGCGUCCAGAAAAACGUACCGGAGAGUCCAUUGAGACAACUGAACGACCAACCAAAAAGUUAUUCACCGAAUCAGAAAAGCGGCCGCCUGGGGGGCCCCCAAGAAAAUUGUUACAACCCACCGAACAACCAUUGAAGGAGGCCUCCCAGCAGCCAGCCGGAAAAUCCGAAGCGGAUCUGGGUGAGUCUGGUAGAGGGGCCGCUGGGGAACUCAAUGGCUCCUUACUCGAGUGGCUUGAAUCAACUCGCGAUAAGUAUCUAGAGGCCCUAGAUCGGGCAAAGAAGAGGAAUAGGUAUCUUGACGCAGGAAACCCUAGCGAAUAUCAACAGAUCCAGCUAAACAACGUCGAUAUCCUCUCUAAGAAUCAGAUGAUCUGGCAGCUGGACACAGAGAUUCACAACCUCCGAAGCGUCAAUCCCCUGGAGGACAGAAAUGUGGGCAGGGGUGCGGAUAUGAGGUACAGCGUACCCCCUCCCCACGAGUAUUGGGACGGGACCACGACAUUGGAGGAGAGGAAGGACUUGCCUACCGACAUUACGAGUCUAGCUCCCGGUCCCCUACCGGGCGACCACCCGAGGCCGGGCCUGAGCAGGGUCCUCGUCGGCGCCCCAGCUUCGAUCGGGCGGAAUCCUCCCAAACUCGACCUCGCGAAGCCCAGCCCUAUCGAUAUAUUUGCCGGGGUGGUAAGAUUAAGCCCACGGUCCCCACCGACAGACUCCGAAGACGUUAAGCACGAACCACGAACUGGGAACGCUGGGUCUUGGAACUUGUUCAAUCUUCUGAAGGUGGGUGGGUAUGAUGGCUGGAAGAGAUCCCAGCCACCGGCUCUCCGGUCGGAUGAAGAUGCCCUCGCCCUAGCCUAUGAUCGGGCGAUAGGAAACGCGCUCGAGGCGGACCCAAGCCUCUCACCCGAAGAUAAUCCGUCGACUGCUCGGAGCCUACCUGAUAUGCCUCGGAUGGAGACGAAAACCCUCCCAUCCCAACGGAAAGCCUCAGUGCCUAACACACCGUCUGAGAGACCGCCAUCGUACGAUCCGCUCUCGAUCCCUCGCGGUUGGGCCUGGAAUCAACUGCGAUCCAUGAGCCUCUCUGACUAUAUAGGUGGCCUGCCACAGCACCUAAGGGCGAACACAAGACGGGUCGAAGAAAACUGGCGGAUCAUCAAGAACACCGUGGAGACCGUCAGCAAGAUUGCCACCGCUAAGCAAGCGUCGUACACGCCGGUCACGCCGGCCCCUACGUUGACGACGUCACCCUCCAAUCCCACGCAGAUCGGAAAGACCGGACCCGGAAGUUAUACGCUCUCUCAACCGUUGGCGUCGCCGUGGAAACAGUCGGUAGCCUCCGCGAGUAACCAGCCGACAACGCCAGCCUCCGCGGGCAGCCAGCCGAAGACUCCAGCCUCGGACGCCUACAGCUCUCGUGCGUGGACGCAUCGGGAGCUUCACGAGAUCAGGUUUGAAGACUACCUGUUGACGCUGCCGCCGCUGAGGCAGAAGGACGUGAAGCGGGCCCGGGAGAACUGGCAGAUCAUCCGGGACAACAUGGCUGCGAUCAAGAGGACGUUCGAAGACGACUUCCAGCCCUCGGCCGCGGAGGAGCCGGAGGUCUCGCGCCCCCAGCCCGCCGUGCCCCUCAAGUCCUCCGAACCCAUCGAGCCCCUGAGACCUCUCCUUACUCUCCCGCCUCGUUCCGGCCCCCUGGAGACCCCGCGGGUGCCGGCUCCCGCGCCGAGGAGAGUCCCGCAGGCGCCGCCCCCCGCGCGGACGCAAAUCCCGCAGGCAGCGCCCCCUCGCCAGCCCCCUCUGCCCGCGUCUGCGGCGCGCGGCACGAGGUCCGGCCACCCGAGCACGUGGACCUGGGAGGACUGGGCGCCGAUCGGGGAGGAGGCGUACCUGGAGGCGCUGCCGGCCGCGGAGAGGGCGGACCGGAUGAGCGCCAUACACAACAUGGUCGCGUGGCGGCAGGCGGCGUACCUGGCGCGGACGGGCCGCGCGCCGUGGACCCAGCCCGUCGCCGGCCCCCCGCCCGCCGCGCCCGCCGUCCCCUGGUACUCCCCCGUCGACAAGCAGCCGUCCAAGCAGCCGUCUCAGCUGCCCGUGGCCUCGCCAGCAGCGCAGCCACCCACCCACCGCGCCGGCGGCGGCGGCAGGGGCGGCAGGGGCGGCAGGGGCUUCUUCGCGCCGCAGCGGACCCCCGCUCGGGCCCCGGCCCCGGCCCCGAGGCCGCAGGCCGAGACGGCGCAGGCGCGGGGGCAGCCGUCCCGGGGGGUCGGCGCCGCGGCGCCUCCCGCACCCGCAGCUACCGCGAGGGCACCGAAGCGACCAGCGCCGCAGGAGGAGACGCCGCAGAAGCGGCAGCGCACCGGCGACGCGGUCCCCGAGAAGCUGCGGGGGCUCAGGCUGCCGGGUGACAACGGCGGGGGGGAGGGCGACGCGUCGCAGCCGAAGUCGCAGCCGCCGCCGUACAAGUCGCAGCCGCCGCUGGACGCGCCACAGCGCGGGGCGGCGCUGCUCACGGCGCUGCUCCCGCCGCCGCCGCCGUACACGUCCGUGGAGCCGCCGCGGCCCCGUCGCUCGCCGCCGCCGCCCGCGCCCGCUCCGCAGCGGCCGUGGCAAGACCUAGGGAGGGGCGAGGCGGGCGCGCGCGCGCCGGCGCCGAGGCGGCCAGCGCCGCAGCAGCCAGCGCCGAGACGGCCAGCGCCGCAGCAGCCAGCGCUGCAGCAGCCAGCGCCGAGACGGCCAGGGUCGAGGCAGCCUGCGCCGCGGCAGCCAGCGCCACAGCAGCCAGCACCGAGGCGGCCAGGGUCGAGGCGGCCCGGAUCGAGGCAGCCAGCGCCGCAGCAGCAGGAGACGCUGAAGAAGCGGCGGCGGCAGCGCACGAGCGACGGGGUGCCCAGGAAGCCGCGGCGGCCGGCGGCGCCGCGCCACUCGGACGAGGACGAGGACGAGGACGAAGAGGACGAAUCAAACUACGACGAGCCGCUGCCGCCGCCGCGGCGCCCGCCGCGGGCCGGGCGCGCGCCCCGGCGUGCGCCGGAGCCGGAGCCGGAGCCGGCGUACGCGCCCGUCGAGGAGGCGGCGUCGCCCCCGCGCAAGCCCGAGCCGGAGCCGGCGUACCUAUCGAAGCUGGUGGCGAUCCGGCGGCGCGGCGGCGGGCGGCCGAUCCCCGGCUCCGACGGCUGGCCCGACCUGCGCUGGCUCAUCGCCACGUACCUGCAGGCGGACCUGGCCGAGCGCGCGCUCGGCCAGCGCCCCGGCUCCCCCGCCUCCGGCCUCGAGUCCACCGCGCGCCCCGGCUUCCCCUCCCCCAUCAUCGGCAGCGCCGGCGUCGGCAUCACCGCCCGCCACUUCGUCUCCGCGGAUCUCUGAUGGAGCGGGGGAGAGGCCCGGUCGCCGUCGUAGAUAGAAGAACAGCCCGCGCGUGUGCGGCGAGGGGCGGACGGGUUGCGGGUGGCUGGCUGGCUGGCUGGGUAUGGCUGGUCGGCGUUUCUAGGAAGUUAGAGAGAGAGAGAGAGAGAGAGAGAAUGGCAGUUGGUAUGAGAAGAAUAGCAUGGGAUAGGGGAACCGCUGUAUUUCUACAUAUUUUUUUCCUUUUUAUAACCGGUUAUAUAAGGGUAUACACGUAUGGGAAUGUCUAGGUUUCGCGAUAACGGAUGCGAUCGUGACGCGUUUUCGUAUUUGCGUAACGUGGUGGGACAUCACUUCGUUUACUGCCAUGUCUAGAAGGCCGUAAGCACCCGAGCAUUCGACCUACAUACAUUUAUUCCGUCUCCCCUCUCCUCUCGUAGUCGUAGACGAGGGGUGGUAGACGACCGCUGACGCUAUAGCGACGGUAAGACUCAUUAGACCAAUGUCUUUCUCUCGUCUCUCUAUUGUCUGGGGAAUGGGGCAC